CAAUUGAGCACAUUGUGACGAACCUUGCAGGCGUGCACUCGGCCAUGCGACACGAUGUGAUCAUGGACUCUGCAGCCCCUGACUAUGCCCUGGUGGAGGGUGAAGCGGAGCGGGUUGCCCAACAAGCCAUCCGGCGACUACGAGAGUCCCGCAGGCGCUGCCUGUCGGCUAUUCAGGAGUGCCCACCUGGACAGGUCUGCACGGCAUGUCAGGGGCUCCACCCAGGCCUCGUUUUGGCCAGAAGCAAGCCACAGGUCAGGCAGCACCAGCCACAUCAUCUCAAUCGAAGCCACCCAUGAAAAAACCAAACUCGCUUAUGCUCAAGGAACCAAACGUCUUCACUCAAGAAGAGGCAUCGUCAACUCCUGCAUCUUCGAGCGAAUUGCUUGCUUGCAUCCGAGCUAGAAAGCCUGCCGAGUCUUCUGAACCCUUUCUGGAGACAGGGGAUGGGGAAUUUGAUGAGCUCCUUUCGGAUCUGCAGACCUUUGUGGCCUUUGGUGCAAGCGUGGAUGGGCAGGCAAGCACCAGUGAAGUGCUGGCUGCCUUCAAGGACAAAGUGCAUGGCAGGGCACCUGUGUUUAAGGCCCUGCUCAGCAAGAUCUGCGAGUUCCACAGGCAGGGAGACGGCGAGGGAGUCUGGAAGCUCCGGCCUGAGUUCCGAUAGUUCAUUCCAACAUGUGCGGGACAGAGCAUGCGGGCUCAAGGCAGUCUGCUGCUGUUUCUUCAAGCCAGUGUAGUGCAGACUGGGAUUUGAGUAAGUUAAACUGCAUUAGUAAAUCAUACUGCUGCGUUGCUAGAGUGGCAACCUUUUAUUGCAUAUUUAAUAAAACAAUGUGAACCACGUAAA
Molecule: messenger RNA, 847 nt
Organism: Dermacentor silvarum
Lineage: Eukaryota; Metazoa; Arthropoda; Arachnida; Ixodida; Ixodidae
Product: DNA excision repair protein ERCC-6
Exons: 2
Coding region: 206-664 (152 amino acids)
Source: RefSeq, a predicted model, not a curated record